Messenger RNA from Ochotona curzoniae (black-lipped pika), 4814 nucleotides. It is a transcript of the gene GLI3, whose product is annotated as GLI family zinc finger 3. Gene Ontology annotation, cellular component: nucleus. NCBI's taxonomy places the organism in Eukaryota, Metazoa, Chordata, Mammalia, Lagomorpha, Ochotonidae. The transcript is spliced from 14 exons. Gene Ontology annotation, molecular function: DNA-binding transcription factor activity, RNA polymerase II-specific; RNA polymerase II cis-regulatory region sequence-specific DNA binding. The record is from RefSeq and is a predicted model, not a curated record. Gene Ontology annotation, biological process: regulation of transcription by RNA polymerase II; smoothened signaling pathway. The coding region runs from base 43 to 4791 and encodes 1582 amino acids.
GCAUUCCUGGUAGAGAGAGUGCAGAAGUAAUGAGAAGACAGCAUGGAGGCCCAGUCGCACAGCUCCACGAGCACUGAGAAGAAGGCUGAGAAUUCCAUCGUGAAAUGCUCCGCUCGGACAGAUGUCAGCGAGAAGGCUGCGGCCUCCAGCACCACGUCUAAUGAGGAUGAAAGUCCUGGACAGACCUAUCACAGAGAGAGGAGAAACGCAAUCACUAUGCAGCCACAGACCGUGCAGGGACUCAGCAAAAUCAGCGAGGAGCCUUCGACAUCUAGUGACGAGAGGGCCUCGCUGAUCAAGAAGGAGGUCCAUGGAUCCUUACCACACCUGGCAGAACCUUCGGUGCCUUACCGCGGCACAGUGUUCGCCAUGGACCCCAGGAACGGCUACAUGGAGCCUCACUACCAUCCUCCUCAUCUUUUUCCUGCCUUCCAUCCUCCUGUUCCGAUUGAUGCAAGACAUCAUGAGGGCCGGUACCAUUACGAUCCGUCUCCUAUCCCUCCACUGCAUGUGCCUUCUGCUUUGUCUAAUAGCCCAACGUACUCGGACCUGCCCUUCAUUAGGAUCUCCCCGCACCGGAACCCUGCGGCCUCUGAGUCUCCUUUCAGCCCUCCUCAUCCCUACAUUAACCCCUACAUGGACUACAUCCGCUCCCUGCACAGCAGCCCCUCCCUCUCCAUGAUCUCGGCAGCCCGAGGGUUGAGUCCCACAGACGCCCCGCAUGCUGGAGUCAGCCCGGCAGAGUACUAUCACCAGAUGGCCCUGCUCACCGGCCAGCGCAGUCCCUAUGCAGAUAUUCUGCCUUCAGCAGCCACCGCCAGCGCAGGGGCCAUCCACAUGGAGUACCUUCAUGCCAUGGAUAGCACCAGAUUCCCCAGUCCCAGGCUGUCAGCCAGGCCGAGCCGGAAACGCACACUGUCCAUAUCACCACUGUCUGAUCAUAGCUUUGACCUUCAGACCAUGAUAAGGACGUCUCCCAACUCCUUGGUCACCAUUCUCAAUAAUUCCCGUAGCAGCUCUUCAGCAAGUGGCUCCUAUGGUCACUUAUCUGCAAGUGCAAUCAGCCCCGCCUUGAGCUUCACCUACCCUUCUGCGCCUGUCUCCCUCCAUAUGCAUCAGCAGAUCUUAAGCCGGCAGCAAAGCUUGGGGUCAGCCUUUGGACACAGCCCCCCACUCAUCCAUCCAGCCCCAACGUUUCCAACACAGAGGCCUAUUCCAGGGAUCCCUACAGUUCUGAACCCCAUCCAGGUCAGCUCCGGCCCUUCUGAGAACUCACAGAGCAAGCCCACAAGUGAGUCUGCAGUGAGCAGCACAGGUGACCCCAUGCACAACAAGCGAUCCAAGAUCAAGCCUGAUGAAGACCUCCCCAGCCCAGGGGCUCGGGGACAGCAGGAACAGCCAGAAGGAACAACCCUUGUCAAGGAGGAAGGGGACAAAGAUGAAAGCAAGCAGGAGCCUGAAGUCAUCUACGAGACAAACUGCCACUGGGAGGGCUGUGCCAGGGAGUUCGACACCCAGGAGCAGCUUGUGCACCACAUAAAUAAUGACCAUAUUCAUGGAGAGAAGAAGGAGUUCGUGUGCCGCUGGCUUGACUGCUCCCGAGAGCAGAAACCUUUCAAAGCACAGUACAUGCUGGUAGUGCAUAUGCGAAGACACACAGGCGAGAAGCCUCACAAAUGCACUUUUGAAGGUUGCACAAAGGCCUACUCGAGACUAGAAAACUUGAAAACGCACUUGAGAUCUCACACUGGAGAGAAACCAUACGUCUGUGAGCAUGAAGGGUGCAACAAGGCUUUCUCAAAUGCCUCUGAUCGCGCCAAGCACCAAAACAGAACACAUUCCAAUGAGAAACCAUAUGUAUGCAAAAUCCCAGGCUGCACUAAACGGUACACAGACCCCAGCUCCCUCCGAAAACACGUGAAGACCGUGCACGGCCCCGAGGCUCAUGUCACCAAGAAGCAGCGUGGAGAUGUGCAUCCUCGGCCCCCGCCCCCCCGAGACUCUGGCAGCCAGUCUCAGUCCAGGUCGCCCGGCCGGCCGACUCAGGGAGCCCUCGGUGAGCAGAAGGACCUCAGCAACACUACCUCAAAGCGGGAAGAAUGUCUCCAGGUGAAGACGGUCAAGGCCGAGAAGCCCAUGACAUCUCAGCCAAGCCCUGGUGGUCAGUCUUCAUGCAGCAGCCAACAGUCCCCCAUCAGCAACUAUUCCAACAGUGGGCUCGAGCUUCCUCUGACCGAUGGAGGUAGUGUCGCAGACCUCGGUGCCAUUGACGAAACCCCAAUCAUGGACUCGACCAUUUCCACUGCAACCACGGCCCUCGCUUUGCAAGCCAGGAGGAACCCGGCAGGGACCAAAUGGAUGGAACACGUCAAACUAGAAAGGCUAACACAAGUGAAUGGAAUGCUUCCACGACUGAACCCUAUUCUACCCCCUAAAGCCCCUGCAGUUUCUCCUCUCAUAGGAAAUGGCACUCAGUCCAACAGCAGCUGCAGCGCAGGAGCGCCCGUGACCCUUCUCCCGAACAGAAGUGACCUCUCCGGUGUGGACAUCACCAUGCUCAACAUGCUCAACCGCCGGGACAGCAGCACCAGCACCAUCAGCUCCGCCUACCUGAGCAGCCGCCGCUCAUCCGGCAUCUCUCCCUGCUUCUCCAGCCGGAGGUCCAGCGAGGCCUCACAGGCCGAGGGGAGGCAGAACGUGAGCGUGGCAGACUCCUACGACCCCAUCUCCACUGAUGCCUCGCGCAGGUCCAGUGAGGCCAGCCAGGGAGAUGGGCUGCCCAGCCUGCUCAGCCUCACGCCCGCCCAGCAGUACCGGCUGAAAGCCAAGUAUGCAGCGGCCACAGGUGGACCACCACCCACGCCCCUGCCGCACAUGGAGAGGCUGAGCCUGAAGACCAGGAUGGCCCUGCUUGGGGACAGCAGGGAGGCUGCGAUGACUCUGCCGCCUGUACACCCUCCACGAAGAUGCAGCGAUGGUGGCACGCAUGGUUACAGCCGGCGCCACCUGCUGCCUCAUGAUGCGUUGGGCCACAGUGUGCGGAGAGCCAGCGAUCCCGUGAGGACUGUAUCCGAGAGCUUGUCCCUGCCCAGAGUGCAGCGUUUCAGCAGCCUGAACAGCUUCAAUCCCCCAGGGCCUCCUGCUGCAGAAAAGCGUACCCUGGUGCUUCAGAAUUACACCCGGCCUGAGGGCGGUGCAGCCCGACAUUUCCAUGCGGCCCCCUGCCCUCCCAGCAUAAGUGAGAAUGUCACCCUGGAGUCCCUGACCAUGGAUGCCGAUACUGGCCUAAAUGAUGAAGAUUUCUUGCCAGAUGACGUGGUACAGUAUUUAAAUUCUCAGAACCAAGCAGGGUAUGGGCAGCAUUUCCCAGAGGACAGCAAGGGGCCUCCUGGGGCAGGUGACUUCGACCCACCACCACCACCACCACCACCGGGGCUGCUGGAUAGUCACCUGGGCCAGCAGUACCGCAGUACCCUGGAGCAGCCCUGCGCAGAAGGCAGCAAAACAGACCUGCCCAUCCAGUGGAACGAAGUGAGCUCUGGCAGUGCUGACCUGUCCUCCUCCAAGCUGAAGUGCGGCCAGCGUUCAGCAGUGCUCCAGGCCCGUGCCUUGGGGUUGUACAACAACGUGGGUGUCCACCUGCAGCAUUCAGUGAGGAGCAAUGGGUCCGGCCCAGCUGGAGGAUACUCAGCCCUGGGGGAGAGCAGCAACUCCUAUGGUGGCCAGGAGCCCUUGGCCCUCCACAACGGGGGAGGAACUGGGCCUGGUGGAAACACCUUCCAUGAACAGCCCUACAAGGCCCAGCAGUAUGGAAGCUGUCUCAACAGACAGCCAGGGGCCACCGGAGUGCUAGAGGGUGCCUGUGUUGCUGGGGUCCCUGGGUCCAAGCUGAAGAGCACCACCAUGCAAGGAAACGGGACCACACUGGAUUUUGGCCUGUCAGUUGUACCCAGAGAGCCAGCUAAUAGUGUGCUGAGUGGCAUGCAAGCCCAAGAUUCAGUGGGACAGGGGUUCCUGGGCCACCAGCUGUUUGGUGACAGCAUGCAACACCAGGGGGCAGGCCGCCCCGGCCCACAGAUGCUAGGGCAGGUUAGUGCUACCUCACACAACAACAUCUAUCAAGGGCCAGAGAACUGCCUGCCAGGGACUCAUGGGCUCAACAGCCAGCCAGCAAGCUUGGCAAGUGUCAGGAGCUACCAGCCCUGUGCCAGCUUUGGAGGCAGCAGGUGCCAGGCUGUGCCAAGGGGCAGUGUUUCUCUGCAGCAAGGACAACUUCUUGACACGAGUCAGACCUGCAGGGUGAAUGGCAUCAAGAUGGAGAUGCAAGGGCAGCCCCAGCAGCUCUGUUCUAAUAUGCAGAAUUACUCCGGUCAGUUCUAUGACCAAACCGUGGGCUUUAGUCAGCAAGACACAAAGGGCGGUUCGUUCUCUGUGGCAGAAGCCAGCUGCCUGCUACAGGGAACCAGUGCUGAGAACUCGGAAUUACUUUCCCCAGGUGCUAACCAGGUGACAAGCACAGUUGACAGCCUUGACAGCCAUGACCUGGAAGGAGUGCAGAUUGAUUUUGACGCCAUCAUAGACGACGGGGACCACGCCAGCCUCAUGUCGGGGGCCCUGAGCCCAAGUAUCAUUCAGAACCUUUCCCACAGCUCCUCCCGCCUCACGACUCCACGGGCAUCCCUCCCGUUCCCAGCCCUGUCUGUGAGCACCACCAACAUGGCCAUAGGGGACAUGAGCUCUUUGUUGACCUCUCUCGCAGAAGAAAGCAAAUUCCUUGCAGUUAUGCAGUAGGUGUUAGGAAAAAAGGACCGCAA